Mercurialis annua (annual mercury) is the source of this 1634-nucleotide messenger RNA. RefSeq names its product vicilin-like seed storage protein At2g28490. The record is from RefSeq and is a predicted model, not a curated record. Lineage: Eukaryota; Viridiplantae; Streptophyta; Magnoliopsida; Malpighiales; Euphorbiaceae. The coding region runs from base 46 to 1500 and encodes 484 amino acids. The transcript has 5 exons.
UACAACAAACCCCAUUGAUUCUCUAAAACCAGAACUCUUGAGUUGAUGAUCAUGGGGAAAAAUAGAGUUACGGCAGCAGUACUGGUGUUCUUAGCGGUGGUUUUGUGCUAUGGGUCAGUCACAGCCAUGUCAAAGGGCUUGCACAGAGAAGAUCCGGCGGCGGAGGAAGGAAAAAAAGGAGGAGAAGACUGGUUUUUAUUGCAGGAUUCGAAACGGGUGGUGAAAACGGACGCGGGUGAUGUGAGAGUGGUGAAGAAUUUUGGUGGGAGGCUUUUAGAGAGAGAAAUGCAUAUUGGGUUUAUUACAAUGGAACCUAAGUCUUUGUUUGUUCCUCAGUAUCUUGAUUCUAAUCUCAUCAUCUUCAUUCAAACAGGAGAAGCAAAGAUUGGGAUGAUAUACAGAUCCGAGUUGGCGGAAAGGACAUUAAAGAUGGGAGAUAUAUACAGAAUCCCAGCUGGCUCAGCUUUCUACUUGGUGAACACAGGAGAAGGACAGAGACUUCAUGUCAUUUGCAGCAUCGACCCGUCCGAGGGUUUGGGAUGGGGUACUCUCCAGUCUUUCUUCAUUGGUGGAGGGACCUAUCCAACAUCUAUUCUUUCUGGUUUUGAGCCUAAAACACUCGCUACCGCCUUUAAUGCAACAAUAGAGGAAGUGGAGGAGCUAAUGAGCAGCCAAAGAGCUGGACCGAUUAUAUAUCUCGAGGAUUCUCGAGCACCGAGCAUAUGGACAAAAUAUUUCCAGAUGAAGGAAAAAGACAGACUAAAGCAUAUGAAGAGAAUGAUGGGUGAAUCCAUUGAAGUAGAAGAGGAAUCAAUAUCACCGUGGUGGUCAUGGAGGAAGCUAUUGGAUCCUUUAUUCGGACAAGACGACAAUGAGAAGAAAAGGCGCCAGACUAAGGGUAAAUCCCCCGAUUCUUACAACAUCUAUAAGAGAAAAGCCGACUUCAAAAAUAACUACGGCUCCAGCAUUGCCCUCGAUGAUACCGAUUAUGAUCCUCUCAAAAAUUCCGGCAUUGGCGUAUAUUAUGUGAAUCUCACCGCGGGAUCAAUGAUGGCACCGCAUCUAAACCCGACGGCGACAGAAUACGGAGUAGUUCUGAGUGGAACCGGAGUGAUACAGAUUGUGUAUCCGAACGGAACACAAGCAAUGAAAGCUAAAGUAGCAGUAGGGGAUGUAUUCUGGAUUCCGAGAUAUUUCCCAUUUUGUCAAAUUGCAUCAAGAACGGGUCCGUUUGAGUUCUUUGGAUUCACAACCUCGGCUCGGAAGAACAGGCCACAGUUCCUGGCGGGUUCAAACUCGAUCCUUAACUCGUUGAGAGGCCCCGAGCUUGCAGCUUCAUUUGGAAUGCCCGAGGAUAGGCUAUGGAACUUGAUUAAAGCGCAGCGAGAGGCGGUUAUAUUACCUUCAGCUUCAGCCUCACCACCGGAUGAGAUGGAGAAGGAGGUGCCCAGGAUGAAGAUAAACAGCUUUGGUAAAGCUGUAAUGUUGGAUUUAGAUUAGAGAGAAGGUUGUAAUGUGAAGAAAUAAUGUGUUGAGCUUGCUUUUUUAUUUUUAUAAUGUUUAGUUGGUUGCAGAGUUUGUUAAUGAGUUUGUCUUAGUUGUGAAUAAAAUUGAAUUGCAAUUUUUCUUUUGUA